UGCUCAGACUGAAAAUAUCCUUCUUUGAAAUUGCCUUAAACAUACAACGUUACAGUGAUGUUUGUUUAUAUGUGGAUAAGAUGACCAGUCCACCCUGGGGACCUAGAGAAUCUCAUCUUCUUAGACAAGCAGUCUUCUUACAAAUAAAGCACUGUGAUAAGACAAGACUGAGACAUGGACUCUUAUGCUCAUGUCCUUUAAAUAUUGAUAUGUAUAUGUAUAAUACAAAACAUGUACAAGACACAUGUAGAACUUUUGUCCACCCUGCCUCACCGGGUACAGUAGUUCUGUUGCUGUGGCUUCCAUGUCAAACCAACAGGGAUCCAAGCUUUAGCUUUAUUAUGAAAACAUUGAAGGGGCCCCACCAGGACAGGGAAGGAGCCCCCUUGGAAAUGUGCCUUAUGCAUUAGCACAGCCUAGGUGAUAACUCCACCUGCAACUAUUGGCUCCUGUCUGUCAGAGUGACACCAGUGAGCGUGUCUAGAGUUUUUUACUAACAUUUACUGUAGUAUUUUAUUCAGCCAGUAAGAAAAUGUAUAGGCUACCAAUUAUAAAAACCACGUACACACAGUAAAGUCACUGAUGACUUUGUCCAAGUGAUUAUGAAAACUAAACCAAUAGUAGUUCAUCAUGUGAAACUGUCAUUGUUCAUGAUCAUUUCCAUGUGGUACAUGUACGUGACACUUACUACUUUCGGUAUUGGAGGCUUGUUUUGUCACCAUGGUGGAACCGUAAUGGGCAUUGUCAAUGAAAUCUGAGCACCCCACCGACAGUAAUCCCCCAUACAGACCGGGUUACCAUCGCUUAGUUUCGCAGGUAGUAAGAGGUCUGUUGCGUCUGUGGAAGAACGUCUUCGCUACAACUCAGCAAAGCAAGUAGAUCUAAAGGAAGGCCUUUCUUGGCAAGGCCAACUCAGAAGACCAGAUCGACUGUGCCAAACAAAUAUGGCUGGAUCGUCUGACAGGCUUUUGCUGCUCGCAGUGCUCGUCGGGAUCACCCUGCCGACUGCAGAUGCUGCAACCACACCUGCCUGGCCGUGGGGAUGGACCACCGCCGGUUCAACAACAACAGCUGCAGCGACCACCCCUGCCGUGUGGACCACCAGCCCGCCAACCACAGUGGGGCCGUGUGGAACAUUUCCCUGGCAGCCGACCGACGCCACAGUCGACUGUGACUACAGCUAUACCAGUUCGAUACGCUACAGAUACUACACGUCUUCGACGUCGUACGACUUCUACCCUAAUGGACGCUGCUCUGUUAACUGUUCAAAUAACCUUCCGGUGACGGGGGCGUCAGUCAUUUAUCCCGAUGGAGGAGGCUACUACUACUGCCACCCAGGGGACUCCAUGUGGUUAGGAAUUGAACCAUCUUGUCAUGAAAAGCCGUGUGGAGAUUUCCCAUGGAACACCCCUGAUGUAACAGUAGACUGCGACUACGACUACCGCGGGACCUUCCAGGACGGCCCAGGGUAUGUACAUGUACGUGGCCGCUGCAGCAUGACAUGCCUGAAUGCGACAAUGCUAGUGGGUCCGCCGGAUGGCGGAUAUUACUCCUGCAGCGUCAACAACGCGAGCUGGACCGGCACCGAACCUGUCUGUAUCGGUGGAUAUGACAACUCGUCAGUAACAGAGAGCAAGGCUAACAGAGUCCGGCUGGUGGGAGGAGAGUUCUACGGCUGCGUGGAGCUGUACGAUAACGUCACACAGCAGUGGGGACCUGUCACUGGGUUUUCGUUUGAGUACAACCCGGUGUGGGAGUCCAGGAUGUCAUGGGCUGACCUAGUGUGCAGGGACGUCGGAUUUUCUGGAGGUUUGGCCACUUAUGCAUUCCGUACAGGCAACCGUUGGAUCAUGGCGAUAUCAUGGCAGAUGUCCCCUUCCUACACCAGACCUAGCGAUACUGGGCCCAAUUUCUUCCUGGACAGGUAUUCUCCCGUGUCCGCUGGGGGAGUUCAACACCUGUACGACACUGUGGAUCGGGUGGUCCGGGGCGACUGCACGGCAACAGAGAGUCGGUGGAACUGUAAUGAAAGACUGAUGUGUCUGGCCUGUCAGGGGCAACCAGAAAUCCGGGGGGACUUGUACUGCAACUCCACAACCAUGUCGGUCAGCUUCCUUCGGGAUUCACUGGCCGGCCAUGAUGUUCCCAGCAUGCACCUGCGAGACCCAUCAUGCACUGCGGAAGUCAACGACACUCACGUGACUUUCAGUUCUGCUCUUGGCGAAUGUGGGACAACAGCGGCGGAGAAUGGCACAACCAACAAGAUCAUCUACACCAAUGACGUCUUCGCAUCCUUGCUGGAAAGUUCCACGUAUGGAGCUGACGUCAUCACCACGACCACGGACGACCGUUGGACGUUCAACUGUCAUUACGUCAGAGAUGACUCCGUAGCUGUCGGCUCCCUGUUCCCGGUACCGCCUUCAAGCGUGGUGAUUCUGCACGGUGAUGGCUCCUUCACCUUCAGUAUGAGCCUGUAUCGGUCAGACAGAUUCUCCCAGCCGUACACACAGUCAGACUUCCCUGUAGAGGUGACGGUAAGCGAGGACAUGUACUUCGGUAUCUCGAUGGAGGCCGCAGUAUCCGGCCUGGUCCUGUUUGUGGACAACUGCAAAGCGACGCCGUCGUCCACCCCUGGCGGUUCCACACAGUACUACAUCAUACAGGACGGAUGCCACCAGGACGACAGUCUUCAGGAGUUCCCAAGCACCUCUGCGACUUCUGCUCAUUACGGGAUUUCUGCCUUCAGGUUCACCAACGAAUCACUGCGUCACGUGUACCUGCACUGUGACGUCAUGGUGUGUCUGGAGAACAACUCCGGCUCCAGAUGUGACCAGGGCUGUGUCAGCUCGCGCAGGCGCAGACGGGCCACAGAAGACAGGGUGGAGGAACGUGUUACCCUGGUGCAGGGUCCGAUCGUUGUGGCUCCUGAUGAAACUCCAGAUGGUGUCCCAAACACCUGGGUCUCAGCAGCGGCAGGACCUUCAGCUGCAGCAGCUGUCGUCCUGAUUGCCAUAGUAACAGGCAUAUGUCUGCGCCGUGCCAAGCGCAAGAAUGCAAUCAAGGAUGUGGAAGGGCACAACAAUCUUGCUUUCGUGAACACCUCGAGCAAACCGGCAGAGACUGUCAGCAGCGCCCCCUCCCGGGACCGGGCCAGCAGCUUCUGAACCUGCAGACGAUUGUUCAGUUUUUCCCUGGUCAAGUUGUUUUUCGACCUGCUUGUUUGCGGACAAAAUAGCUCAAGAUAUGGCUAGGAUUUUAUCAGAUUUGGUAUAUGGCUAUGGGCUGGUGAAUUUGUGAACUUUGUGCUGUGUGUUUAUUUUUUGUUUUAAAAUGUAGAGAUGAUGUUGGGCAAACAACAAGCUUGAGCCAAGUGUGAAAAGCAAAUGUUGGGAUAUUAUCAGAUUUGGUCGUCUACACAUAUGAAAGCAGUACUGUUACUAGUACUGCUGUUUGUCCAUCAUCAAGUUGAGACUGUGUGAUGUUCUUCAAAGUUUGCAUUCUGUGGAUUUGUUAUCAGUUUGUUGUGUGUUUAGGUCGAAGAUAUCUUAAAUUUGCUGUUUUAUAAAAGCAUUAUAUUAAUAGUUGGCACUAAGGAGUACUGUUAUAUGCUGACCUUGUCUGGUGACUGGACAUGUAAUUGACUUCCAAAAUGUUUGUAUGAGCUCCUCCAGUGACAAAGAUGCCACCAUUCUUCAAGUUUAUCACUGUUCUGGAAUCGUCUUCCUUUAAAACGGUAGUAGAUAUCAACAACUUUGAUUCAAUAAUUUUCAGGGCACCACCCUAAUGUUUAGAAUUGUUUGAAUGUAGCGUGCCUUUGGGCACUGAUGAUUGUCAAUACGAGUAGCAAGUGAAGUAGAGUCGAAUGUUGUAUCUACAUGCAUUCUACAGAGCUCCUGCUGUUACCAAACCCUGUGUUUUUCCUGCUUGUUUUAUUAAAAAGCUUCUGU
Molecule: messenger RNA, 3947 nt
Organism: Branchiostoma belcheri (Belcher's lancelet)
Lineage: Eukaryota; Metazoa; Chordata; Leptocardii; Amphioxiformes; Branchiostomatidae
Exons: 15
Coding region: 945-3164 (739 amino acids)
Cellular component (GO): membrane
Molecular function (GO): magnesium ion binding; thiamine pyrophosphate binding
Source: RefSeq, a predicted model, not a curated record